AUUCGGUAUAAAUACCCGACAACAAGCAGCAAUAUCAUCUACUUGUUCCAACUACAAAGAACAUCCAGAACUCUCCAAAGAUGAAGGUCUUUAUCUCUCUCUGUGCCCUCGUGCUUCUCGCACACGCUGCCCAAUCUGCAGACCGUAUUGUGAACGGUCAAGAUGCUACCGAUAUGUCUCUUACCCCAUGGCAAGCAUCCCUCCAGAAGAGUGGCAGCCACUUCUGUGGAGGAUCCGUCAUCAGUUCCACCAAAGUCAUGUGUGCAGCUCACUGCGUCCAAUCUGUUCUGCUUACCGUUCAAGUUGGAGUUGGAAACAUAAAGUAUGCCGAAACCACCAAAUACGGUGUUUCUAGCUGGAUUGCUCACCCACAAUAUAACCUUGCCAGCCAAUACGACCACGAUUACUCCAUCAUUACCGUUUCUUCACCAAUUCAAUUGAUUGCUAAUGAGGUCGAACCAAUUGAACUUGCAACUGUUGAAUACCCAGCAGGUACCGAAGCCUUGAUCUCUGGAUGGGGCAAGACAUCAGGUGGAAUAACGGGACAGAUCCCAAGCACACUUCAGUUUGUCUACACUGAGUUGGUAUCCCAGGCAGACUGCUCUGCUGUUUGGGGAGCAUCCCUUACCAUCACCGACACCAUGCAAUGCGCUGGUUUGGUUGGAAACAGCGCUUGCCAAGGUGACUCUGGCGGCCCACUCGCUGUCAAUGACAACGGUACCUGGAAGUUGGUAGGAAACACCUCAUGGGGACAAUCUCGUUGCUCUGUCAGCUACCCAUCUGCCUGGUCCAAGAACUCAGCUGUCAACAGCUGGAUCGUUUCCAACAUGUAAUUGAAUACAUGUAGUAUGAACCAAAUAAAAGUUGAUAAACAGUAAA
Messenger RNA from Ciona intestinalis (vase tunicate), 879 nucleotides. RefSeq names its product trypsin delta-like. NCBI's taxonomy places the organism in Eukaryota, Metazoa, Chordata, Ascidiacea, Phlebobranchia, Cionidae. Gene Ontology annotation, molecular function: serine-type endopeptidase activity. The record is from RefSeq and is a predicted model, not a curated record. Gene Ontology annotation, biological process: proteolysis.